This is a messenger RNA of Gigantopelta aegis, 1223 nucleotides long. Its product is annotated as mitochondrial import inner membrane translocase subunit Tim21-like. The transcript has 6 exons. The record is from RefSeq and is a predicted model, not a curated record. NCBI's taxonomy places the organism in Eukaryota, Metazoa, Mollusca, Gastropoda, Neomphalida, Peltospiridae. Gene Ontology annotation, biological process: protein import into mitochondrial matrix. Bases 22 to 825 code for a protein of 267 amino acids. Gene Ontology annotation, cellular component: TIM23 mitochondrial import inner membrane translocase complex.
UGCAAAAAAAACCCCACGAAAAUGUGUUCAGCUGGCAGAAAUGUUUUAGGAAAAUGCAAUAAUAUAUUUUUAUUAGAAACGACAUACAAAUCAAAGCUGUUACUUAAUUACACACAAUACAGAUCUUCUAGUCUGAGUAUAUUUCGUUCAUGUCUUUUGACAAGAUGUCUUUCUUCCUGUCAUAAUUUGUUUUCUCAAAUAAGAUUUCAAUCGUCACGUUCAAACUAUUUGAAGUCAAAUAAAAACACUUCAGACUUCCUCAAACAUCGAUGUGACUCGUGGCAGGUCACAAGGAAAUAUGCAGAACAAAAAGCCAGCAGCACAUCUGGAGAAAGUGCUAAGAAGGAAAUUGUCGAAGCUAAAGAAAGUCCUUAUGCACAUCUGACCAUGGCAGAAAAAGUGAAGGAAGCUGGUAAAGAUGCCACGUACACUGGUGUCAUAAUUAUUGGGGUCGGUGUUACAGCUGUGAUGUUCUUUGCAAUUGGGCGAGAGCUGUUCUCCUCGCAGAGUCCUAGCGGCUUGUACGGAAAAGCUUUGAAGAUGUGUGAGAAAAAUGAUCAGCUCAAGUCAAUGUUGGGAGAGCCUAUGAAGGGAUAUGGAGAAACGACUCGCCGUGGAAGACGCAGAUACGUGAGUCAUCAAGAGUACAUUGAGAAUGGAGUCAAGUACAUGAGGAUUAGGUUUUACAUCGAAGGACCUUAUGCUAAGGGAACUGUCAACUUGGAGGUCAAACAGAAUGAGAGUGGUAAAUACGAGUAUCGAUACAUCGUGGUUGAUCUGGACGGAUACCCACGAAGAUCCGUGCUUGUAGUGGACAACACGUGAUACUGUGUGUCAGUUGUACAAAAUGGACAUGUAUUAGUAGGCAGCGGGACCUGGGGGCUGGGGGUGGGUUAACAGUUUAUCAUAUAAAGAAUAACCUGUAUUGGUAACUGAUGACUGAAUUUGAUAGGAUAUUUGGAGAUAUACAGCUAACAUUGUACAUGAAUAACUGUCAACUCCAUAUGGUUUUUCUAGGUCAUGCCCUUUAUCUCAUGAACGUGAAUUAGUGGGUCUGUACGGCACAGAAAAACAAUAAUUGAACACAUAGUAAUGCAAAGUUAAAUUAAAGUUUGUUUUAUUUAGCAACACCACUAGAGCACAUUGAUUUAUUAAUCAUCGGCUAUUGGAUUUUAAACAUUUGGUCAUUCUGACAUAAUCUUAGAGAGGAAACCUGCUGCAUA